CGCGCUACGGGGCGAAGGAAAGAUGGCGGUGACUGGCUGGUUGGAGAGUCUGCGGGCUGCAGAGAAGACUGCACUGCUGCAAGACGGGAGAAGGAAGGUGCACUAUUUGUUCCCAGACGGGAAGGAAAUGGCUGAAGAAUAUGAUGAAAAGACAAGUGAACUACUUGUGAGAAAAUGGCGCAUGAGAAGUGCCCUGGGAGCCUUGGGCCAGUGGCAGACGGAGGUGGGCGAUCCUGCGCCCCCAGGAGCAGGGAUCCUGGGGCCAGAGCUCAUCAAGGAGAACAAUGCCAAUCCCAUCUUUAUGCGCAAGGACACCAAGAUGAGUUUCCAGUGGCGGAUUCGAAACCUCCCCUACGCUAAGGAUGUCUACAGUGUCUGUGUGGACCAGAAGGAGCGCUGCCUUGUUGUCAGAACGACCAACAAGAAGUACUACAAGAAGUUCUCCAUUCCUGACCUAGACAGGUACCAGCUGCCUCUGGACGAGUCUUCCCUGAGUUUUGCUCACGCCAACUGCACUCUGAUCAUUUCCUACCAGAAACCAAAGGAGGUCCUGGCAGCCGAGUCAGAGCUACAGAAGGAGCUGAAGAAGGUAAAGACGGCCCAUAACAGUGACGGGGACUGCAAGACCCAGUAG
Orycteropus afer afer is the source of this 634-nucleotide messenger RNA. RefSeq names its product deleted in primary ciliary dyskinesia homolog (mouse) (gene DPCD). The record is from RefSeq and is a predicted model, not a curated record. Lineage: Eukaryota; Metazoa; Chordata; Mammalia; Tubulidentata; Orycteropodidae.